Molecule: messenger RNA, 1734 nt
Organism: Nelumbo nucifera (sacred lotus)
Lineage: Eukaryota; Viridiplantae; Streptophyta; Magnoliopsida; Proteales; Nelumbonaceae
Product: DNA binding protein
Source: RefSeq, a predicted model, not a curated record
UACAUCUGGAAUAUAAUGUUGGGACCCAUCUUUAUUGGGAUCCGCAUUUGAAAUCUGAAGAGGGUAUAAGAAAACAAAUUUGUAUGCCUCGGCAUGGAACGGGAUCGUUAAUGGUGUUGGUGGGUGUGUACUGUGUAGGACCGACGUAGCCGCUCAGCACUUGUCCAAGAACUAAAGUAAAGCUGUAAAGGGCAUCUCAUACUUACAUAUUGCAGGUCGAGGGUUUAUCUGUCUCUGCCUACUUCAGAAACCCUGUUUGGGCUGAGAACCUGGUGAACUGUCCACAUAAUGCAUACCGUAAAGGCUAGCUGGGUUGGGCGAACCUUUGCCCAGGCAAAGUGCAAUGAUUCUGGAGAGAAAAAGUCCCGGGUUCGGCGAUCAAAGGAGGAAAGGAAGGCCAUGGUUGAAUCCUUCAUAAAGAAGUACCAGAGCAAAAACAAUGGGAAUUUCCCUUCACUCAGUCUCACACACAAGGAAGUUGGUGGAUCCUUCUACACAGUCCGGGAAAUUGUCCGAGAAAUAAUCCAGGAAAAUAGAGUCCUUGGCCCUGCUAAGUUGACUUCAGAAGAGCAAGGCACUGAUCAAUUCUCCAAACAGUAUCCAUUAGGAUCAAUUUCUACAGAACCUCAACUUCAGUUUGAUGAAGUCCAUUUAGUUUCCAUUGAUCAUCAGACUAUUGGUAAGGAAUCGGUUUCAACUUUGAGAGGGGACUGUACUGAUCAUGGAAGUCAGAGUUCCAACAAUAAGACAUAUGUUAAUCGGACUUGCAUAGAUGAAAAGCAUGAAGAAUUUAAUGAAUGGAAACCCUUAGAACAGGGGAAUGGCACAGCACAAGUGGAUGAUGAACCUGUAUUUACAGAGGAUCAAGUGACUGAGAAAAUGGAAAUAGUGAAAAAUACUGAAGUAUCCAUUGCUAAAAUAACUCCUAUAGUAGCAGAUAUUAUAGUAGAGACCUUUCCACUAAAAUCUGCUCCUAAGCCAAUUAAUAGCAUGGAUGGGAGGUCACAAGAAGCAAGGGAUUUAACUGGAAAUCUGGAGGAACAGGAAACUGAGGUGGAAGCAGCAUCAGGCCAUUCCUAUCCCAUAUUCCAGAGUAUUGACUCUGAGGAGGAUAAUUCUACUGGUUUGAUCAAUGCAAAUGCUGCAACAAGCCUUCAAGAUCCACCAAAGAAAGGUAUAGGAAGCUCUGGAAUUGGAAAAGGCAUUAGUAACAGCCUUCUGGAGGGGUCAAACCUAACCAAUGUAUCAAAUUAUGAUACCCCCACCUUGCACCUCCCUGAUCAAAACCGUGAAGUUUCAAGAAUUGAGCCUAAACUUGCUCCAAAUGAAAUUCCUACUCAGAGUGUCAAUGCUAGUACUACUCGCAGUACUCAUGGGGAAUCACAUUCUCAACCGGUGGUAAAAAAGGCUGGUAUCCAACAUAGUCGCAGCACUGAGGAUGGGAUUUGCUCCACAUUAAACAGAACCAAACUUGAGUCAUGGAAAGGAGAAUCCAAGAAACCUGCAGGGGCAGAAACUAAUCUAAUUUGGGCUGUGUUUAAAGCAUUCAUUGAUUCCUUUGUGAAAUUUUGGUCUGAAUAGAGUGUAUCUUUGAAAGGGAUAUUAUUUUAUAUGAUGGCCAUAAUCAUCAGGCUUGUAGAUUCUUUUAUCAAUUAAUGAUGCUUAGAUUCUCUGAUUGUGCAGAAUAUUGUUGACUUGAAAUUUUGAAUAAAAAGGCAAAAGUUUCCUUUGGUC